AUGGUUAAAAGGACACUGAUAUUUGUCAUAAUUGUGAUAACCCUUUGGGGAAAAUUGAUAUCAGCUGCAAACCCUCAUAAAGCUCACCAUGUUAAGACUGGCACCUGUGAGGUAGUGGCUUUGCACCGGUGCUGCAACAAGAACAAAAUUGAAGAGCGGUCCCAGACCGUGAAGUGCUCCUGUUUCCCAGGACAAGUAGCAGGAACGACACGUGCCGCCCCUUCCUGUGUGGAUGCCUCAAUAGUUCUACAGAAAUGGUGGUGUCAAAUGCAGCCAUGCCUUGAUGGAGAGGAAUGUAAAGUACUGCCCGAUCGCACUGGUUGGAGUUGUGCCUCUGGAAAUAAAGUCAAGACAACUAAGGUAAGUUGA
This is a messenger RNA of Hypanus sabinus (Atlantic stingray), 369 nucleotides long. Its product is annotated as chemokine-like protein TAFA-2. The transcript is spliced from 3 exons. Gene Ontology annotation, molecular function: receptor ligand activity. The record is from RefSeq and is a predicted model, not a curated record. NCBI's taxonomy places the organism in Eukaryota, Metazoa, Chordata, Chondrichthyes, Myliobatiformes, Dasyatidae. Bases 1 to 369 code for a protein of 122 amino acids.